Notolabrus celidotus (New Zealand spotty) is the source of this 1059-nucleotide messenger RNA. RefSeq lists its product as uncharacterized. NCBI's taxonomy places the organism in Eukaryota, Metazoa, Chordata, Actinopteri, Labriformes, Labridae. Bases 1 to 1059 code for a protein of 352 amino acids. The transcript is spliced from 4 exons. The record is from RefSeq and is a predicted model, not a curated record.
AUGGAAGGAGGAGAGGAGAGGCAAACACUGCAGCAGGCAAUAGGGGUUUUAAGGAACAUUUUAACAUUCCCCGAAACCAUAGCAUCCCUCUCCUCUUCCGUCGAGCGGCAGAGGACAUCUGCACCGACCGCCAGCCACAGUACGACGGAAAGUGAGCUGCGUCAACUGUUCAGGCCGAGCAGCUCCCGAGUUGCCAACCCUGCAGCGGUCGCAACACAAGGCCAGCAGUCUCUGCGAUACCAGACGCAGCAGCAUUUUGGGAACUGGAGCUCCCGCUCAAAGAAAAGGGCCAAAACACAUUUUCAUGAUACUUUCAACAAAGACGUCAUCCUUCUUCCAAGGCCAUCAAGCAAUGUCGUCGUCAAGCAUCGCAAAAAGCAACGGCUACAUGAACAGGGACAUAUACUGAAUGGAUUUGAAUUCCAGAAAUCUUGGGACCAGAGGACUGUCACUGAACAAAUAAGGGAUGCCUUUGGAGAAAAACUCUCUGCUGAUGUGAGCCUAGAGUUUCUGAUGGCAUGUGGCAACAGAUUAAUUUUGCCCAAACUGCGUGCUGGACAGGAGCUGGAUGCAAAUCUCAUACAUAAAGUAUAUAAAUCUAAAGCCCUGUACAUCAGACCAUCAAAGCCAGUUAUGGCUGAUCUUUCAGGCUACAGCAGUGAGGAGAAUUGUGAGGUAAACCCUGCUUCAGCGAGGCAGCUGCGCUCCUCAUCUCUAACACAAGAUAUAUACUCACGUGUCUCUUCAGAGAGCUUCAACGAUGUUACAACAGCCUCCCCACCAAACUGCACUCCUGAGGUUGAAACUUAUCCCUCGUCACUCAUCCCUCAUCACAGCAGCUCACCCAACUACAGCAGCACUUCAACCAGUUCUUAUCAGUUGCCAUCAUGCUCACUAAGAAGCUGCCCUACCGAAAGUCAGCCUUCUACCGCAUCAUAUGGAGGAACAACCUCGGAUGAGCCAAAUCUGGUGCUGACUUCUGUGUUACCCUCUAGCUCAACACAGCAUCAGUCAGCAAACUAUGACAACUACCUUUCGGUUGUGGCUGCACUGUCCUGA